AUGCCCUCCGACAAACCGCGAGACCGGGUAGCCGGCCCCGACGAAGGCCCCGAGGCUCCCUACCCCGUGCGAUUGUCCGGUCCUGUGAUCAAAGGAUUCGGACGCGGAAGCAAAGAACUAGGAAUUCCUACCGCCAAUAUUCCCGCCGAUGAUCUAUCAGAAAAACACCCAGAAUUAACAACUGGUGUAUACUAUGGUGUUGUCGCACUGGACCCGAAAACAUACCACCAUGAUUCAUCGCCGGAUACCUCUGCGGUGAUCUUACCAGCUGUAUUGAGCAUUGGAUACAACCCAUUUUAUAAGAAUACUGUGCGAUCAGUGGAAAUUCACAUCAUGCCCGCUCUCACGGAACCAUCCCCGACCGCCGAGAGCCAAGAAGGCCAAACCAAGUUCAAUCGACUACCCGACUUUUAUAAAACGCAACUCAAUCUAUUGAUUCUGGGCUAUAUCCGACCCGAGUUUGAUUAUGUUUCGCUGGAAGCGUUGGUUGAAGAUAUUCGGGUUGAUUGUGAAGUCGCACGAGCAAGUCUCUUGCGUGAUGCUUACAAGGCGUAUCUUGUUAAUGGCGAAACACCCACGCUCAGCGAUGACCGUAAGUGGUUGGUAACCUUUGAUUAA
Messenger RNA from Penicillium soppii, 618 nucleotides. It is a transcript of the gene fmn1, whose product is annotated as riboflavin kinase. NCBI's taxonomy places the organism in Eukaryota, Fungi, Ascomycota, Eurotiomycetes, Eurotiales, Aspergillaceae. The record is from RefSeq and is a predicted model, not a curated record. The coding region runs from base 1 to 618 and encodes 205 amino acids. Gene Ontology annotation, cellular component: mitochondrion. The transcript has 3 exons. Gene Ontology annotation, biological process: riboflavin biosynthetic process; FMN biosynthetic process. Gene Ontology annotation, molecular function: riboflavin kinase activity.